Messenger RNA from Misgurnus anguillicaudatus (oriental weatherfish), 805 nucleotides. RefSeq names its product spexin prohormone 2-like. NCBI's taxonomy places the organism in Eukaryota, Metazoa, Chordata, Actinopteri, Cypriniformes, Cobitidae. The record is from RefSeq and is a predicted model, not a curated record. Gene Ontology annotation, molecular function: neuropeptide hormone activity.
AAGCGAGUGAUGUCUCUCGCGGGGGGUUGUAUCGAACCUUGGGUCCUGUUGUUAAAGAAGGACAUAAAUAGAGGAGAAGAGAACUGGAUGGUUCAGUUUGUUUCGUCUCAUCAAAAUACAUUCUUGAUCCUACAAAAAUGAUAUCAAGAAUAUGGAUCAUAUGGACUUGUUCUGUUGUGAUACUUUUGCUGGUGAUCGACUGUGAUUGCAUUAGAAAGCAGACUGCGUUAUCUAAGAACUGGGGACCACAGUCAAUGCUUUACCUAAAGGGAAAACACGGAAGGCGGUUUGUUCCUGACAUUGAAGACUUUAUUUCAGAUUCAGGGUUGAAAAGCUGGUAUGCAGUUCUCAGAGGGUUUCAGAAACUGAAGUCGUUAAAUGCAAGGAAACCAUCAGAAAUAUUCACAACACAAAACUUGUAAUUCGUUGACUGAUGUAUGAUUUUUGUAUAUUGUUUAUGCUUUAAAAUAAAUUUAUUUAUGUCAUAUUUGGGAAAAAAAGGUAUUUGUUUUUUCUCUGUUGUGUGUACAUUAGAGCUGUUGUCAACUAAACUUAAACAGGACUGUGAUCUAUAGUGCCGUGGUCUCCAAAAUGGUCUGUGAGUUGCCCGCCAAAACACAAUCUAUUAAUAGCCUCAAUUUAAUAUUUAUUUAUUACAUAUUUUUAUAUUAGCUUGGCUUUUUGUGUAUGUUAACAUUUUAAACAAUGAUAAAACACACUGUAAAAAAUAUUUUUGCACUUAAUUUUUUAUGUUUAAUCAACUUGGAGUUCCACAAUAAAACAAUCUGGAGGGCAAUUUUUUUGA